Alligator sinensis (Chinese alligator) is the source of this 3260-nucleotide messenger RNA. RefSeq names its product Src like adaptor 2 (gene SLA2). Gene Ontology annotation, molecular function: protein binding. The record is from RefSeq and is a predicted model, not a curated record. Bases 1297 to 2088 code for a protein of 263 amino acids. Lineage: Eukaryota; Metazoa; Chordata; Crocodylia; Alligatoridae. The transcript has 7 exons.
GCUGAGAGAGAGCACUGUGCAAAGCUCUGGCUGGAGCAGUGGGGAGCAGUUGAAGAGCCCUAAGGGUGAGCCUACAGACAGAAGCCCACAAGCUAGGAGCACUGAUUUGUUUGUUGGUUUUUCUUUUUUUGACCUUUAUUAACAAAUCCAACUUAUGAACUAAAUGCAACAUUUAAAUAUACAUUUAGACCCCUUAAAUUGACAUAAAGAUAUUUAUUUUCCAUCCACGGUGCUACCUUAUCUCAAGUCAAUGUCCACAGAAUCUUGUGUUUUUUCCUCUUCCUUCCAGUCUCUGACAGUUCCUUUAUGUUUCAGUUGAUGUUAAGUUUUUGUUUCCAUCUAUGUAUAAUAAUUCACCCCCUCCCUUUCUUCAGAAUGCUACAUAAUAUUGAUUUAAUUAUCUUCUACUUAACUCUGCUUUUUAAUUUUUCAAUUUAUGCCAAAUUGUUUUUAAGUGUUAAUUCAUAGCUCUUGGACUUUCCUUUGAUAUUCAAUUUUCUUUUUAAGUGUCUGUUUUGGAGGCAGAAGAAUCUUUUUUUUUUUUUUAGCAAAUUCCAAGAAUUUCCAUCAAAUUUCUAAGUCAGCAUCUUGUUUCCUUCUCCCCUGUAGAAUAUUGACUUGAUAGGACAACUUUUCCAUUACUAAAACUUCCCAAUCAGUCAGUGGUUUUAGGGGUGUCACUUCUCUUCCAGGCUUUUGUAACUGAAAUUCUUGCAGCUACUACAAGAUGAGUGGUCAAUUCCUUAUGACUCUUAUAUGCUACAGAGUUUUGAGGAAGGUUCAGUAAAAACACUGAAGUAUUAUCUGAUAGCUGUUAUUUCCCUCACCACCUGUUAUUUCCUUCACCUCAACCUUCUUCUAGAACAUUUUGAUUCUGGGACACAUCCACCGUAUGUGACAGAAUCCCCCAAACUGACCACACUCCCUCCAACAAUUGCCUGUUCCUAUACCUUACAUAUGUUUAAUUUUAAUUGGGGUGAGAUAACACUGAUAUAGGAGUUUUAAACGUUUUUCUUUUAUUAUGAUGCAGAUGGAUAUGUGAGGACCACUGUUCCAGAUGGUCUCCCAUUCUUCAGCACUAAUUUUUGAUCCAACAUCAAUAGCUUAUUGUGUCAUCAAUACUGUUGUUUCUUCUAGAUGGCUAUUUAAAAUUGCUUUAUAUAAUACAGACAAUACACCUGUGUGUUUCAUAAGUGCGACCACUAUUUUCUCAAAUUACUUGUUGGUUUUUCAGAUUAUGCUUCCCGCUACAGGGCAUCAGAGCUGUGUGUUGAUCCCUACUGUCUGCCUGGAGUAAUGGGAAGUUUGCCCAGCAGGAGCAAACAGAUUGUCGUCCAACCCAGUCCAUCCACCCCCAUGCAGUCUCCGGUGCCCAUUCAGGAAGGUCAGAACAGCUAUGUGGCUGUUGCCUUGUGCAAUUUCCCCUCAGGGGAGGGGACAGAGACCGUCCUGAGGAUGGGGGAGUGGCUGAAUGUCCUUUCAGAGGACGGAGAGUGGUGGAAAGUGGUGUCUUUAGCAUCUGGCCAAGAGUGCUAUGUGCCCAGCAGCUAUGUGGCCAAAGUGUGGCACAGGUGGCUGUACGAGGGCAUUAGCCGAGAAAAGGCUGAGGAGCUGCUGUUUCUGCCUUACAAUCACAGUGGUUCCUUCCUGAUUAGAGAGAGCCAGACAAGGAAAGGCUUCUACUCCUUGUCUGUCAGGCGCACAAACCACUCUUCCUGGGAUUCUGUCAAACACUAUCGCAUUAACCGUUUGGAGAAUGGCUGGCUGUACAUCUCCCCAUGUCUCACAUUCCCCAGCCUACAGGACCUGGUAGACUAUUACUCUGAAAUUGAGGGUGGGCUGUGCUGCCUCCUGAAGGAGCCCUGCUACAUCCAAGGGGCCAGCUCAGCACCUCUGCAGAACCUCCCUCCACCUGUGAUUAUCAAGAAGCCAGCUCUUGACUGGAAAGAGCUUGACAGCUCCAUGCUGCUUACAGAGGCUCCACCUGCAGGGGAGGAGGACUCCCCUCUCAGUCUGGGCCUGCGGGAAGCCAUCAGCUCCUACCUCUUCAUGACAGAAGAGCUACCCCUGGAGCAUGAGAAGACAUGAUAAUGGAAGAGCCCCUGAGAGUGCUACACCCAUCUGGAAGAGGGCAGGGCAGGGCUGGUCUGCCCUGGCAUGUCUGCAGCCCCAUGAUAUUUAUCCCAUUCCCAUGCUCCCAAUUGGAAUUAUCGGUCCAGUACUCUAGCUAAGGUAAUGUAUUAGCUGCAUGGCCAGAAACAUGUUUCUGUUCUGACAUGGCUGGCUGGCUGUGUCCAAGCUGCUCCCAUACCCCUGGCCUUACCCUUUCACUGAAUGAUACCUGGUGCCUGCUGGUUGAAUUCUUCUCUCCAUGAAUGUAGGAGUCUGGCUGAGCAAGUUGCUAUCUGGAAAUCCCAGCCCCCACCAUUGGGCAAGCUCCUACAGAGCAGUGUGCUUGCCUGCGAUAUCUGACUGGGCACUUCACUCUGGGCCACAUAGCAGAUGGAGACUUGGUACAAUCCAGGUGUUCCUCUGAUGUUGCUGAGAACAAAAGUGCAUAGUCAACAGAAGGCUGUUUCUAUGCAGGCUACUUAAGACUUUCAUGGUGUCUGCUUGGCUCUGUGUUAUGUUGAAUGAGAGAGAGACAGAGUCUGUACCUUAAUCCUGACUCCCAUGCUAUUGCGGCCUUUGGGUCCAUACACAGCUUUUCUGCUGUCCCUCAAUCUGGACUUGCAGCCCCAUCUGCUCCGUGUUGCCAGCCCCCGUCCUUAAUUCAACAGUCAGGGGCUUCUCUUAUGACUGUACUGGUCAACUUGCAGCCCAUGGGUCACAUGAGGCCUGAAACGAGUUAAUUUGUGGCCUGCAGGGUCCUGCCCAGGCACCACUACCCCAGCUGCUCCUGUGGCUUUAGUUUCCUUCCCCUGCUUCUGGAGCUGGGGUGGCCCACCCAGCUAUAUAGCUCAUGCAGUACCUGGUCCCUCUGAAGCUGGACAGCCCUGUCUUAUGGUUUGCACCAAGGCAUGUCUAAAGUCUCCAGCCUAUCAUAAUUUAGGUUUGUGGCAGCAACAACAAGUCUUCAUCCUGUAUACUGCAGAAACAAAAUUCCCUCUUCUGAGUCUAGUCCAUCAAGCCAAAUGUCUAUCUCAGUGCUUUUCUUUGAUAAAACAGUGGCCCAGUUCAAGUGGUUCACAAAAUAAAAGUGCUAUGAGCCUAGCCCAAGAAAUGGAACCAGGAGUAUUGUGUAGCUGCCAAAUAAAAUG